Messenger RNA from Schistocerca cancellata (South American locust), 744 nucleotides. RefSeq names its product nematocyst expressed protein 3-like. The record is from RefSeq and is a predicted model, not a curated record. Lineage: Eukaryota; Metazoa; Arthropoda; Insecta; Orthoptera; Acrididae. The transcript has a single exon. Bases 1 to 744 code for a protein of 247 amino acids.
AUGAGGGCAACGUGUCCGAGGAGCAGACGCCCGGCGCAAUUGUCGCGCACAGAAGCCGCGGAGGCACGUCAAGAAACCGCCACUGCCAGCUACGCUGGAGCGGUAACGCGCGACGUUCCACGUGUUCACGAGACGGCCCCAGCGGAAGCGGCAGCCCCGCCGGCCGCCGCCACGGAGAGCCCAGCGGCUACCCCACCCCCUGCGCCCGUCCCUGCCCCGGCCCCGGCCGUCGCAGGUAGCGCGGGUGAGAAACGCCAGCUGAGCUCCGACUCGGAGGGCGAAAGUACAAUGGAGACCGACGCAGCCCUGGCCCCCACCCCCUCCCCCGCCGCCCGGCGGCCGAGGAUCGCGGAGGUCAGCGCCCCCGCCCAGCCGACGGCCGCGCCGGCCGACAGCCCUGCCGCCCAGGCCGGGCCCAGCGCCGACGCCGCCACGCCGUACAGCGAGAUGCGUGAGCUUGCAAUCAAAAAGCAAGUCACAAAACUGGCCCGCAUUCUGAAGGAAUCAGAAGACGAGCCAAAAGAAAACAACGUGGACGUCCCGGCCGCCGGCAAACCCAAAAAGCGCCGGAGCAAGCGGCGAAGUCGCAGCCGUGAAAAAGACGACAAGAUGGACGCAUCGGAAGCAGAGGAGUCAGAUACGGCAUCCGCACCCAAAAAGGCUACAACCCCUAAAGCAGAGGACGUAGUCCUACGGCCGGAACGGCCACAGCACUCCACAGACCCGCCUCCACAAACCGAUUAA